Messenger RNA from Paramuricea clavata, 2510 nucleotides. The record is from the annotation of a GenBank genome assembly. Lineage: Eukaryota; Metazoa; Cnidaria; Anthozoa; Malacalcyonacea; Plexauridae.
UAUCUUACUACAACCUAUUUUGACACAUGCUCCAAGUCUACCAACCACACGAUUGCAAAAGCGUGAUUAUCGAGCUCCUAACAAACAAAAUUUGAUCUCUCGUCUGAAUACUGUUAACUGGACGCCACUCAUGCGGCUGAAUUCAUGCGAGGAACAACUGGAUUCUUUCCAGUCGGUAGUUCACGUUGCUUUGAAUUCCUGUAUCCCCAUGCGUACUGUGAAACAUCAUCCUAACGACAAACCAUGGAUUACUCCUGUUAUUAAAGAAUCUAUUAAGAAACGUCAACAAGCUUGGUUGAAUAAUGACUUACACCAAUAUAAUGUUUAUCGCAAUAAAGUGAUAAAACUCUGCAAGAGAGCACGCCAAAGAUUCUACAAUGACAAAAUUAAUCACAUGCAUGAGAGUAAUCCUAAAAAGUGGUGGGACGGAAUCAAGCUGUUGUCUGGACUUUCUAAUCCUCCCCCGUUAACAAGCUUAGCCGUAAAUGGCACUGUUUUGAAGGACUUCGAUCUUGCUGUCGCUAUUAACGAAUCCUUUUGCAGUGUUGCUGCUGACAUACCACAACUAAACUUUACUCCCAUACCUGUUUCCAACAUUCCUGAUGAGUACAUUAUUACCCGUGAUGCCGUAGAACUUGCUUUGGUGGCUGUCCAAGAUCGCAAGUCUGUAGGACCUGAUGAGAUUCCCAAUUGGCUCUUGAAAACCUGCGCCACAACUAUUAGCAUCCCUGUGUGUUCCAUGUUUAACUCUUCUAUUAGAGAAGGUCGUGUCCCCGGGCUGUGGAAAUGUGCGGAUGUCCUCCCGUUGGGGAAGAUCUUUAGACCGAAGUCUAUUGAUACAGACCUUAGACCUAUAUUUCUAACUGCAGUGUUGAGCACAAUUCUUGAGUCUUUUGUUUUCAACCGGCUUGCACCUAUUGUUAUGCCAUACAUCGACCCUUUCCAGUUUGGUAGUGUGAAAAAGUCUUCAACCACUCACGCCCUCGUGCAUUUAGUCCACUACUGGCUCUCUGCCCUGGAAACGCCUAACACCAUUAUCCGAACCUGCUUCAUCGAUUUUUCCAAAGCGUUUGAUCGAAUUGAUCAUAACAUUCUGAUGCGCAAUUUACAGCUUCUCAAUGUUCCACCGGUCCUAUUAAACUGGUGUUCAAGUUUUCUUCAAGGCAGACAGCAGCGCGUCAAAUUAAAAACUUGUAAAUCUGAUUGGAAAGAAAUAAAAGCUGGACUUCCGCAAGGUACCAAACUUGGUCUUCUGUUGUUUCUUAUAAUAGUCAAUGAUCUGUCCAGCGAAUUGCCUUUGUACAAGUAUGUUGACGAUUGUGCAAUCUCUGAAGUCGUUAGAGUAUGUGAACCGGAUCUACCAAAAUUACAGCAAGAACUUGACAACGUGACCCAGUGGUCAAGUGCGAACAACAUGAAGUUGAACGUUAAAAAAACUAAAGAUUUCACCGUGUCAUUUUUUAUCAAUCAACUCUUGGCGCAACCCUUGAUUGUCAAUAACCAACCCCUGGAGACUGUUAAUACCAUCAAGCUCCUGGGGGUAAAUUUGACCUCCGAUCUUAAGUGGACUACACACAUCAGCCACAAAUCCUCUAAAGCAAGCAAACGUCUGUACGCUUUAAGGAUAUUAAAGGAGAAGCCAUUGACAUGUCAUGCCAUGAUGGCGGAUGGUCAUGCUAAGGUUAGCUCCAUAGAUAUUCCCAAUACUAAAUUUAAUGUUGGAAAUGUGAAUUUGGACGAUAUUCGAACGUAUAAAAACAACAACACUCUUGUCUAUGAUGGGCAACGUUUAAAGUGGAACGGCAACUAUGAUGAACUGGAGAGUUUUUAUUCAAAAUACCGUUGGUUUGGGCGGUAAAUGGAUUUCACCAGCGGGAACUCUAAGAAGUUUAUAAGCAACUCAGAUCUGACAAUAACUUGGUAUUGCGGCAAACAACGAACAUUAGUUGUCCAAGGUAGCGAAGGGGAGUCUUUAAAGGAAUUACUGGUAAGCCUAAAGUCUCAGUAAUAACUUGCACCGGUGAUAUAAGCGAAGUAAGCAACCUAACAACCGAGAAUAAUGAUUAUGGAGCCGAGAUUCCUGUCGCCAAAAUAGAUAUAAUAUCACCUAUAGAUAAUUCGUCGCUUGCGGAGCUUGAGAAUUUUAUUGACGAUUCAUUUUGUAAUAUUAUGAACUCCCGACACAGUGAAGUAACGAAGGGUACUGUGGAACAAGUAUUUGUAAAUUCUACCCCCUUUAAACACGCGAGAGCGACAGCGCCACUAUAAAAAAUGCAUUAUUUGACAAUUUUAAAGAGAAGGUUGAAUAUGAAAUAUCAAAUUUAUUGGCUAAACUCACCAAGCAAGACGAAACUAUCAACAUAAAUAAGCAAGAUAUAUACAAAUUGCGUGAAGAAAAUUUGCAUCUCAAAUCACGUAUCUCCAAAUUAGAAGGAAAGAUGGCCUCGGCCUCCAUAGAAAAAUUCCCUGGUGCUAUUGAAGUAUCUUGUGUCACACCUACAACGCAGUAA